Molecule: messenger RNA, 693 nt
Organism: Linum tenue
Lineage: Eukaryota; Viridiplantae; Streptophyta; Magnoliopsida; Malpighiales; Linaceae
Source: the annotation of a GenBank genome assembly
AUAGACUUUAUCAUAUUAAACAACCCACAAAGAAUUAAGACCUGGGAACAUUGGAAGUUCUUCUGUAUACAACAAUGGGAGGCGAAACAGGGGACGGCGGAGUGGCCGAGUCGAAUCAAUUGUUGGAAGAUCGUGCCAACUCGUAUCAAACUCUGGAGGGAUUGACCAUGAAGGGGAUAAGGAUCGCGGAGUCCCGUAAAGGGUUCCUUCGUUGCCACUUCGUCGUCUCCAAUCUCAUAACCGUCAGUUCAGACCCAGAUGGGAAUUGGGAGAUUGGAGCCAUGGCGACACUGAUUGAUGCUGUGGGUGUGACUGCCGUUUACUCUUUGAUCCGCCAUCUCAAAGGUUCAGUUGAAUUGUCCAUCUCUGUUCUCUCCACGGCCAAAGCUCAGGAAGAGAUGGAGAUAGAAGCGAAGAUUGUUGGGGGGAGGGGAAGGCUGGUUUCAGUGGUGAUAGAGGUCAGGAGGAGAAGUAAUGGAGAGCUGAUUGCCUUAGGGAAACAAUGGGUGGCUAAAGCAACAGCAGGAGUCUGGUUAAGGUAAAAAGGGUAGUGAUUGCAGAUUACCUGCAGCCAGGGGUGAAAGCUCCAGGGACUGCAAACAAGACCAUCUUUUUACCAGAUCCAAUGGAAUGAAGGGACAGGCUCUGCAACUGGUCGUUCUCGUCCAGAUACAUGAGCCUGCCAUCUGGGAU